AUGGGUGGGAAGGUGAAGGCGAUGGCGCCGGUGGAGGAGGUGGACGUCGCCGCCGCGCGGUACGAGCCGCUGGUGCUGCGGGCGCCGCGCCUCACGGGCUUCUCACUCCGGGCCUUCGUCUGGCUCCUCGAGUCCCCGCUCCUCGGGCCACUCGUCACCUCCGUCCUCAAGAAGCAGAACAAUAUGACGCAGAUGCUGCAGCACACGGUGAUCCCCGACCGGCCCAUGUUCUUCCCGGAGUUCCCGCCGCAGGAGCCCGAGAAAGGGGUUGUGAUCCUGGGGGAGGACAGGGAGCCUGUGGAGAGAGUGGAGGAAGCACUGCAGUGCCUCACUCCAUACGACCCGUCCGGGCGUUUCACAUCAUCGUCCGAUGAGAAAAAUCCCUUUCUCUACUGGAAGAUCCGUGACUUUGCACAUGCGUACCGGUCCGGGAUCACGACACCGUCAGCUGUUGUGGAGCAUGUCAUUGCGGGCGUGGAAGAGUGGAACAAUAAGAAGCCUCCGAUGCCAAUGCUGAUCUAUUUUGACGCUGAUGACCUCAGGAAGCAAGCUGAUGCUUCCACAAAGAGAUUUGCGCAAGGAAGCCCGAUUUCCGUUUUGGAUGGGAUCUUUUUCGCCAUUAAGGAUGACAUUGACUGCUUCCCAUAUCCAUCAAAGAGUGCUACCACAUUUUUCGACAAAAUCCGCCCUGUGGAGAAAGACGCAGUCUUAGUUGCUCGCUUACGGAAAUGUGGAGUGAUUUUUAUUGGGAAAGCAAAUAUGCACGAGUUAGGCAUUGGGGUCACUGGAAACAAUCCAAACUAUGGGACAGUAAGAAAUCCACAUUCAAUCGAUAGAUAUACUGGUGCUUCUUCAUCUGGUCCAGCUGCACUUGUCUCAUCAGGGUUAUGCUCAGCAGCGAUUGGAACAGACGCCGGAGGCUCAGUUCGAAUACCAUCCUCCCUAUGUGGCAUUGUUGGUUUGAAGACAACAUUCGGGCGCACAGAUAUGACUGGGAUGCUUUGCAAUGCUGGGACUGCUGCAGUUGCCUCACCUCUUACAGCGUCGGUGGAGGAUUCUAUGCUAGUGUAUUCUGCACUUGCAGGCUGUAGACCUAUGGAUAAGCUUACUCUGAGACCUUUGCCGCUGUGUGUUCCUAACUUGGUGUCCUCUGAGAACAACGAUAUCCUGCAAUCAGUGAAAGUGGGAAAAUAUACAGAGUGGUUUCAUGAUGUUUCUGAUAUUGAGAUCUCAAAUACAUGUGAGGAUGCACUUAGCCUCCUGCGCAACACCUUCGGAUGUCAGAUAGAAGAGAUAAUAUUACCAGAGCUUUUGGAGAUGCGUACUGCCCAUCUUGUCACUAUUGGCUCAGAAGGAUUCUGCCAGCUGAAUGCUCAUUACCAAGAAGGGAGGCGAACUGAAAUGACGUUAGAUACUCGAGGAAGUUUGGCACUUUUUGGGUCAUUCACUUCAGCAGAUUAUGUUGCUUCUCAACGUCUGAGGAGAAGGAUGAUGUACUAUCACAUGGAAGCUUUCAAGAAGGUUGACGUCAUAGCAACCCCUACAACCGGCAUUACUGCACCAAGAAUACCACCAAGUGCUCUGAAAGGAGAGUCUGAUUAUAUUGUAUCAGCUAAGUUGAUGCAAUUCAUUGUUGCGGGGAAUCUUCUUGGCUUUCCUGCCAUAACUGUUCCUGUUGGUCAUGACAAGCAAGGCCUUCCUAUCGGCUUGCAACUGAUAGGCCGUCCAUGGGGUGAGGCUAGCUUACUGAGGGUGGCUUCGGCAGUAGAGGUACUGUUCACAUUCAUCAUAACUGAGCUCUGCCUGAAGAGAAGGAAUCGUCCGUCCACAUUCUACGACAUCCUAAAGACCUGA
Triticum turgidum subsp. durum (durum wheat) is the source of this 1854-nucleotide messenger RNA. Lineage: Eukaryota; Viridiplantae; Streptophyta; Magnoliopsida; Poales; Poaceae. The record is from the annotation of a GenBank genome assembly.